This is a messenger RNA of Myxocyprinus asiaticus (Chinese sucker), 4793 nucleotides long. RefSeq names its product netrin-1-like. NCBI's taxonomy places the organism in Eukaryota, Metazoa, Chordata, Actinopteri, Cypriniformes, Catostomidae. The record is from RefSeq and is a predicted model, not a curated record. The transcript has 7 exons. Gene Ontology annotation, molecular function: protein binding. The coding region runs from base 180 to 1985 and encodes 601 amino acids.
UAAUAGCAGGUUUUCAGUUUCAUUUCGGUUGUGCUCAGACUGAAAGAAAGUGGGGAAAAGAUUACAACAUAUCCGGGCGAGAGAAAGAGAGAGAAAGAGAGAGGGACAGCACCCUGUAAUUUCUUUUUAAAGACGGGUGAAGCAGUUUCUCUGAGGGACCCUGAAGAGCGCGGGUUGCAAUGAUAAGGGGUUGGGUAACGUGGCUCUCCAUGGUGUCCAUCACCGGGAUGGUGAACGGUGCCCGUGGUGGAUACGGGAUGAGUAUGUUCACGGCUCAGUCCUCCACUCCGGACCCGUGUUACGACGAGAACGGCAACCCGAGACGCUGCAUCCCCGACUUCGUGAACUCCGCGUUCGGAAAGGACGUGCGCGUCUCCAGCACCUGCGGCAGCCCCGCGUCCCGGUACUGCGUGGUGACCGAGAAGGGCGAGGAAAGAUCCAGAGAUUGCAACAUCUGCGACGCGUCAGACCCCAAGAAGUCGCAUCCACCCGCGUAUCUGACAGACCUCAACAACCCGCACAACCUCACCUGCUGGCAGUCGGAAAACUACGUGCAGUAUCCGCAAAACUUGACCCUGACGCUGUCCCUUGGCAAAAAGUUCGAGGUGACCUACGUGAGUCUCCAAUUCUGCUCGCCUCGCCCCGAAUCCAUGGCCAUUUUCAAGUCUAUGGAUUAUGGCAAAACCUGGGUGCCCUUCCAGUUCUACUCAGCCCAGUGUAAGAAAAUGUUCAACAAGCCGAGCAAAGCUGCAAUCACCAAGCAGAACGAGCAGGAGGCGAUCUGCACGGAUUCCCACACAGACAUGCAGCCUUUGACAGGUGGCCUCAUCGCUUUCAGCACCCUGGAUGGCAGACCCUCUGCGCACGACUUUGACAACUCCCCCGUGCUCCAGGACUGGGUCACGGCCACCGAUAUCAAAGUGACCUUCAACCGGCUGCACACGUUCGGUGAUGAGAAUGAGGAUGACUCGGAACUGGCCAGGGACUCGUAUUUUUACGCGGUGUCGGACCUGCAGGUCGGUGGUCGGUGUAAGUGUAACGGACACGCGUCGAAGUGCGUCAAAGACCGGGAAGGAAACUUGGUGUGCGAGUGCAAGCACAACACGGCGGGACCGGAGUGUGACAGGUGUAAGCCGUUCCACUAUGACCGGCCGUGGCAACGCGCAACGACCCGAGAGGCGAACGAAUGCGUCGCCUGCCACUGUAAUCUACAUGCUCGCCGCUGCCGCUUCAACAUGGAGUUGUACAAGCUAUCGGGCCGCAGGAGUGGAGGGGUCUGUCUCAACUGCAGACACAACACAGCCGGACGCCACUGCCACUACUGUAAAGAGGGUUAUUACCGAGACAUGACCAAAGCCAUCUCGCACAGACGUGCAUGCAAAGCAUGUGAUUGCCAUCCAGUUGGCGCAGCUGGUAAGACCUGCAACCAGACGACUGGUCAGUGCCCAUGCAAAGAUGGCGUGACUGGCAUCACUUGCAACCGCUGUGCCAAAGGCUACCAGCAAAGCCGCUCACCCAUCGCCCCCUGUAUAAAAAUUCCUGUUGCUGCACCUACGGCCACUUACAGCAGUUCAGAAGAGCCAUCAGAUUGUGACUCCCACUGUAAGACCUCAAAAGGCAAGAUGAAAGUCACCAUGAAAAAAUACUGCAAAAAAGAUUUUGCUGUCCAGAUUCACGUACUAAAAGGAGACAAGGCGGGCGAAUGGUGGAAAUUCACCAUCAACAUCAUAUCUGUGUAUAAGCAGGGCGGACACCGCAUUCGCAGAGGAGACCAGCUCCUGUGGGUUCGUGCUAAAGAUGUGGCAUGCAAGUGUCCGAAAAUCAAACCCGGCAGGAAAUAUCUGCUCAUGGGUUCCGAUGACGACGAAUCCCGAGGUCAGAGCAGCGUAGUGGCGGACAAGAGCAGCCUGCUCGUCCCCUGGAAAGACCUAUGGGCCCGUAGGCUAAGAAAGUUCCAGCAACGUGACAAGCGGGGCAAAUGCUAGAGGGGAAACAUUGAAGAACAGGAGGGAAGACAAAAUAAUGACCCAAGCACCUACAAGUUGGAGCAGAUGGUUGUUGUUGUUGUUAACAUUGACCAGAAUUGUGGUGAAGGACAACCGGUUUUGCAGUUUUGCCUUCCGUAGUUAGUCAAUUUUUUUCCCAUCAAGAUUUUAUUUUUUCAUAUCUUCAACUUUGCAGAAUUUGCACCUACUGUUAAGUAUACAUAUAUGUAAAGUCGUGUUUGUGUGAUCCUUUCUGGUGUCUCUUUAUGAUUUCUGUCUUUUUUCACAAAGGAUGAAAGAGAAACAAGCUACUGAGUCACUAUAUCUGCGUGAAAAUGAUCCUUCAGGAUUAGUGUGUUGGCUUCUAGGAUGGUGAAUAUUUCAAAGUUCAAAGUACAUACACUACCAGUCAAAAGUCUGGAUAUACUACUUGACUGAAAUGUUUCUCAUGAUUAUUAAAUUAUUUUGAUUAAAAGGCUUAUGCCUAAGUGCAUGCAGUGAUUUUGUUGGCCAAAAUAAAUUGUGCCUAUGUAUACAUUUCUUCCCAAAACUAAAAUUGUAAUGACUCCUUCAAUAGUGUUUAAAAAGAAAGAUAGCUAUAGUUGUAUAAUAUGAGUUGUAUAAGACAGCAUUCUCUUGGUCACUAUGUAAUUCUCAUACCUCCAUUUAUGUUAUUUCAAAGUUUUGAUGACUUUUGAAAAAUAUGGAAAAUAGUAAUCGGCUGUCAAUCGAUUCACAUUUUUAUUGAAUUAAUUACAUGAUGUGUUGAAUUAUUAAUCGAAUUAUCCACAUAUCAAUAUUUACUGUGAAAGCCCUCAAAAUAAAGGUAAUUUAGAAUAUAAUAAUUAUAAAUAUAGUAUAUAAUAAAUAGUAUAAUUCAGUGAAUUCAAAUACAUUACAUAAUAUACAUAUGUUGUAGCAAAAGAAAAGUAAAGCAUUUAGACAAUAUAAAAAUUGCCUUUAAAGUCAAAAUAUUGUUUGUUUUAUUUCCAUAUCAUUAAACACACCCCUAUUAUUGGCUUGCUUUCCUCUGCUCUAUUUUUAAUUGUUGGUCUAUGUUCUCUUGUGUCCGACGGAUGCUUUUGGAGCAUCUCACUUUUGGUGUCACGUCCCACAAAUUUUCAAAACCUCCAAAUUUGCCAAGUUAAAUGUAGUCUGAUACUUAAAAACUCGAGAUCCCGGCUCGGUCCAGCUGUCUUUGAGCGCAAAAGUGGUUUGACGAGGCGUAUUCCUGUAAUACUGACUGCCCCCUACUGCGUCAACGUAGUACAUCAAACUUGAAUUGGUCCGAUGGUUGGAAUAUACGUACGGGUCAGGGCCAUGAUAACACAUUAUUUUUCACAUAAUUAAUUGCACUAAAUUAACGCAUUAAAUAGACAGCCCUAGUAAUAAAAAGAAUAAGUAGGUGUGUCCAAACUUUUGACUGUUAGUGUAUGUUAUUUAUAGUUAUAUGGCAACAUUUGCAAGGCAUGAUUAUGAUAGAACCGUAAAAAAAGAGAGACUUUAGUCAGUCUGUGGUUUUAAGCCAAUACAUGCCAAAAUUAGGUAAUUAGGUCUAACCAUCAUGUCUUUUACAUUCUUUCCUCUCAGAUAGAAACUCUUUUGACAAUACCUCUCUGCAUAAGUAUUUUGAUUGGUUCAAAAUGGUAUGGCAUCAUAAUGACAUGAAAUCAUAAUGUUUAUUCAGUGCAAAAAUCUAAGCCGCUACUUUAGGCCAUUGUUAUUAACUGUGGUGAUGUGAUCUUUAAAGUGUGAAGUCUACCUUCUUUUCCAUAACUAGCUAUAGUAUGAGUUUAGUUAUACAAAUAGAGGAUUAUUUUUAACCGCUUUCUGAUGAUUUUUGCAGACAUUUAGAAUGCAAUACACCCAGUAUUCCCCAAGAUUAGACAUCUGUUUAUCUGUUAGGCUGACUUAAAAAAAAAAAAAACAAAUGUAAUGUCCUUUCAUUGUCCUAAUGUCCUUUGAGUUCUGAUAUGAAGACAAAUAAAUACUAAAAAUGAGACAUACUAUAAACUCAGAGGUAAAGUUUAGGGAUGAUGUGAUAAAAGGUCAGUUUAUUCCAUAAUAUAAAAAUUAAAAAAAAGCCUGAUUUGAAUACACUUCCAAUAUUUUCUUUGGAUGGUUUUCAAAGCUAUAUUUACCAAUGUAUACAAAACGCAAGGUUACAUCCUACCAAAACAAAUUAGAUAAAAUCAGCUCUUAUUAUCGAGUCAAACAAACAAUUUUCUGUUUUAUCACUUAUGUGGUACCUUUCUAUGUUCUGGUACUGAGGUGAUAUGUAUGCUCUACUGUUAUUUGUAUAGUUGUAUAGUUUUUUCUUUUUUUUUGUACAAUAUUUAGUAGAUUAUAUUCACAAGCUAUUAACCAUUUUUAUGCCAUGAACUUGAUAUUCUGAAAAGGAAAAAAAUAUUUUUAGUUAUUUCUUUGUCGAUAGUGUAGAGAGGGGGUUGUACAGUAUCUAAGUGACAUGAAACUGUGCGCACGCACGCACACACACACACACACACACACACACACACACACACACACACACACACACACAUUCAAUUAACAUUCUGUUACUGUCAAGCUAUGAAACUCUGACAGUGGAUAAGAUGUAAAAGUCAAUGACUGCAGUUAAUUAAAACUCACACAUGGUCUAGUCUUUGGAGACAUCCUGACCUCACAAGUACACUUUGACCAGUUUUCCAGACAUUUUGGAAAACAACUGUUUUGAACAGAAUUUUUUGAUGAAGACAUUUACUAUGUUCAUGGUUCUCCUGUAUAUGAUGUUUUACUGUAUACUUUGCAAAAGUUGUGUAUUGUCAA